Messenger RNA from Arvicola amphibius (Eurasian water vole), 1713 nucleotides. RefSeq names its product NADH:ubiquinone oxidoreductase complex assembly factor 5 (gene Ndufaf5). Gene Ontology annotation, biological process: mitochondrial respiratory chain complex I assembly. Gene Ontology annotation, molecular function: S-adenosylmethionine-dependent methyltransferase activity. The record is from RefSeq and is a predicted model, not a curated record. NCBI's taxonomy places the organism in Eukaryota, Metazoa, Chordata, Mammalia, Rodentia, Cricetidae. The transcript is spliced from 9 exons. Bases 38 to 832 code for a protein of 264 amino acids. Gene Ontology annotation, cellular component: mitochondrion.
UAGAAAACUGUGCCCUGCUGUGGCGCCGUGGCUGGAGAUGCUGCGACUGGUCGUGCUUUGCCGCCUAACGCGGCUUGGGGGCCCGGCGGUCUCCGCAGGGUGCGGUGGUCGCAGGGAGGUAGCUUCCGGUGUCCCUCCUUCGGGCAGCACCUCGCCCAGAGCCCUAAAUAUCUUCGACAGGGAAUUGAAGAGGAAGCAGAAAAACUGGGCAGCCCGACAGCCUGAGCCCAUGAAAUUUGACUACCUGAAGGAGGAGGUUGGCAGUCGGAUUGCAGACCGUGUGUAUGACAUAGCCAGAGAUUUUCCCCUUGCACUGGAUGUGGGAUGUGGAAGAGGCUACAUAGCACAACAUUUGAAUAAGGAGACUGUGGGAAAGAUUUUCCAAACAGACAUUGCAGAACAUGCUUUGAAAAAUUCCUCAGAAACAGAUAUACCUACUGUGAAUAUUUUAGCUGAUGAAGAGUUCCUUCCCUUUCAAGAAAACACAUUUGACCUGGUGGUUAGCAGCUUAAGUUUGCACUGGGUGAAUGACCUUCCUAGAGCACUUGAACAGAUUCAUUAUGUCUUAAAACCAGAUGGGGUGUUUGUUGGCGCAAUGUUUGGCGGUGACACGCUCUAUGAACUUCGGUGUUCAUUACAGUUAGCAGAAACAGAACGGGAAGGAGGGUUUUCCCCACACAUUUCUCCCUUCACUGCUGUCAAUGACCUAGGACAUCUGCUUGGGAGAGCUGGUUUCAAUACCCUGACUGUGGAUACUGAUGAAAUUCAAGUUAACUAUCCUGGAAUGUUUGAAUUGAUGGAAGACUUAAAAGAAAAAAGUCCAGAAUAUUGACCUAAUUUUACAAACAAGUUGCAUUACCAACUGAUGAAUACAUGAGAAAUUUUCAAGGCUUUCAUAGUGGUUUUAAGGUAAGUUCAGUUUUUUUAAGGCAAUAUUCAUCAUUGCUCCAGUAAUAACAUAUUAAAGUUUAUUUUUAAUAAGCAGUUGAACUUAACCUUAAAAACACUGUGAGAAACCUCAACCUUUUGGCCAAGAUCAAAUGUGAAAACACUGAGAGUCUUAAACAGUUCCCUGCCGUCUGGUCUUAUCACAAGCUCAGGUCGAGUCUGCGGUUGUAGAUGACUUUCUAGGUGGUCGACAGUCAAGCUUCCCCACAGUGUAGUAUAAGAUACUCCAUUUUAAAGAUGAAAAACUGGUUUUACUAAAGGUAGAACCAUUCUUGUCCUAGGUUAAAGUUGUGCUCCUAGGGUUCAGGUUCUCUUCAGUACUUCACAAGGAAGGUGAGGGUGUGUUCAGUGAGACAGUGUGCAUCCAAGGAAGAGUGGACUCCUGAGGCAGUGGAGUUGCUGCUGAUGCUGUGGAGUGUGCUUUUGAAUCUUCUAUAACUGAGCUGGGUCAGACCCACAGAGGUGGCAUGUGCCUAAUGAUUUUAUUUAGAAUAUGCAAACAGUGAUUGUUUGGAAAGCAUUUUAGAACAUCUAGUAGUCUCUUCUGUGCUGUAUGUGUAUUUACUGCAUGUGAUGUGUAAGGAAGCCAGGGCCAUGGAAAGCUGAACAGAAGCUAAGGUAACUGUGUCCCUCAUAGGUAAUGACCCCUAGUUUACUUUUGGUCAUUGUGUGAUUGAUAUUCACUAUGUGGAAGAAUAUUUUUACAAUGAAUAUAGAGUGGGUCUAAAAUAUUUUUUUAAGAUUUCUUUCUUCCUUCUUUCCUUC